AUGCACAUGUCACCUAAUAUCUCAAGCGAUCUGCACUUGGUAACUAGGGCCUUGGAUGAGAUAACUAAUCAGUCCAGGUUGUGCCACAGACCUGAGAGCAGCAGAGUUUAUAAGGAACACAGCAUCGAGCAUUUUACUGGCAUCGGAAGAGCGACGGCUCUUCGGCUGGCUGAGCUUGGGGCGAAAGUGUAUGCCUUGAGCCUAGUCCAAGCCGAGCUUGACAGCCUCCAUGCUGAAAACCCCGCAAUUGUUACGCUUUGCGUGGAUUUGCAAGACUGGGAAGCUACUCGGGAAGCCGUGAAAAAAGUAACUCCGAUUCAUCUCCUUGUAAACAUUGCGGUAGUUUUUAAGUGGAGCCCAAUAUUGAAGACCAGUCUUGCCGAUGUUAAUGCAAGCCUCGACGUGAACGUCAAAGGAGUUCUCAACGUGUCGCAAGUUGUGGCAUCAGACCUCAUCACUCGAGGCGAGAAAGGAAACAUAGUCAACAUGUCAUCGAUAGGAGGGCAAAAACCUAUGAUUCAAACUGGUAUCUACUCAGCCUGUAAAGCAGCUGUUGACUCUUUCACGAGGUCGAUGGCUCUGGAAUUGUCGUCAAAAGGCAUUCGUGUGAACGCUGUCUGCCCCACCCUAGUGACAGACACCUUCUCAGGCCAGGUUAUGGCACCAAAUAGGAAAAAUACUGAAACUGGGGCCGGAAACGAGCUUCUGAUGGCUAGAACUCCUCAAGGAAAAUUCCCUUGCAGGAAUGACGUCGUCAAUGCUGUAGUGUACUUGCUUAGUGACUACAGUGACCUCGUCAAUGGACAUUUAUUGCCCGUUGAUGGAGGUUUUUUGUGUUCCUAAGAAAUUUCGUUCACAGUUACAAAUUUACUUUACAAUAGUAUAACUUCGAGAAACGUUAUCGUUAUUCUGUUCAUGCAUUUUUCUUUACAUUAGUGCCCUAAUAUAUUGUACAUGAAACUAAUAAUAUGAAGUUUUCAUGUACAAUAUAUAUUGUACAUGAAAACUUCAUGUCAAAAUUGAGGGCAGUUCCUCGUUGCCGAUUACGUCUUUCGAAUUUUUUAUAUAGAAUUUCCAUAUCAUAGAGCAGCACGCAAAGAAGUUUUCACCGCCGUGCUCUUUGGUGGGGCCAAAUUUUUGUCUCAAUAAUAGAUAUCUAAUAUUACCUGACUUACCACUAAAACUUACAUCAUUCCCUGGGCUCAAGAUAAUGGGCAUAACGUUUGACAUGUUAGCCAAAAUUUAUUCAUGGGAGCUUUGUACAAAUUUUAGGGGUGGAGUGUGAGUCAGGAACUAGGCUAUAAAUACAAAUAUGAACCAAACUUUGCAACUGGAACUUUCUUAUCAUUGUUUCUGUACAUGCAAUUACUUUAGGGCUGCAUUACAAAUAAGAACAUAUCA
Molecule: messenger RNA, 1401 nt
Organism: Hyalella azteca
Lineage: Eukaryota; Metazoa; Arthropoda; Malacostraca; Amphipoda; Hyalellidae
Product: L-xylulose reductase-like
Exons: 2
Coding region: 1-843 (280 amino acids)
Biological process (GO): xylulose metabolic process; glucose metabolic process
Molecular function (GO): carbonyl reductase (NADPH) activity; L-xylulose reductase (NADPH) activity
Source: RefSeq, a predicted model, not a curated record